AUGCCGUUGGAUUUCUUUGCGAGGCAACUUGGAGCAGACCGCAAAUCCUCUGCUGAUUCCCCCAUAGAGGUCGAAGAGACCCAAAGAGAGUCUGUUGAAAGCCUCGGGAGCGCCAAGACUACCCGAAUUCCACAACCACUCCUGUAUCGUAUUGCAAAAUUACUCAUCCUCACGAGCGCAGUGCUCUUUCUUUUAUCCUAUCCAUUUCAGCUGUCGACUUUCAAAGAUUCCUUUCAGCAUGCGUACCGCAGGUUCACGGCUGUGAAAAUCUCAGGUCAAGAACAGAAAGAAUGGUGUACUUUUGCAAUCAUGUGCGGGACCGGCGACACCGACACCGUAUCCGAAAUGCGUCCAUUACUAGUGAGUGCCAUUCUGCUGUCCACAUGCCGCCUACAUUUCAUUUUCUUGACCGACGAAGACGGCGCAGGACGCGUCCACGAAAUGUUUGCAAAGAAUCUCACCACCGCUGACAAGCCGAUUAGGGUUGAUAUCAUGGUUAUCUCAACAGAAUGGAUUGACGAGAAGGCUUUGAAAAUCAAACUCGAUCCCCAUGGUCACCACAGUGGUUCAUGGGGUACGGGGAAGCUUUUGUUGCCAUGGAUUCUCCAGGAUCUCGAUCGUGUUAUCGUUAUAGACAGUGACAUGAUUUUUUUGGAUGAUCCUGCUUCCCUAUGGGCUCAAUUCGAUGAUGAUGGCACUUGGGCAUACAAGAUGCCUCUUUUUGAUCGCUCGAAGUCGUCGAACAUAUGCUCUUGCGUUGUCCUCAUGGACAUCCAGAAAAUUCGCCAGGUUCGUGCUUAUCCGGAUCUGUUUUCAAGUGUACUGCACAGUCACCCUGAAUGGCGCAAUGAAACGUCUUUGAACUAUGUUCCUCCUCAUGGCGACCAGGGUGUCUAUUUUGGGCUUAUGAAAAGCCAUCCUAAACUUGUGAAUUCACUAGAUGAUCGCUUUAAUGUGGAUCAUUGCCAUGGGUAUUACGGUGCGUUAAGAAAUUCCUCUUCAAAGAUGGUUUCGAUUUUGCACAAGAACUGCGAAAGUAGACGUCAUGCUCUAGAUGCGGCAGGUAAUCUAUUUUUUGACUUCUAUUCGGCGUACAAAUGGCAGUGGCUCAAAGGCCUGGAAGACACUGGUUACCCUGUUACCGUUAACAUGAUAUCACAUGAGACUUCCCGAAAUUCGUCGACCGUUUGACUGAAUGUGAGUGUCGAGAUGAUCACAAGUCAUUUGAGUGUGACUGUUGAAACUAUGAGCACCCAUUCCUUCAAUAGCUACCGCCCUAUUUGGUGGAUCGAGCAGGAUUAGCGGCUAUAUGACGGCAGCAUAGAAUUCGAGCCGAAGUGACUUGCACGAGUCGCCGCGAAAAUGCAAAUAUUGCUCGCCUUUACUUUGUCAUCAGACAAACUAGAAAAGCAUUUGAAAGAUGCGUUCGUUGGUGGGGUUGGAGAAUGAGACUAAGCAGGCGACUGGCAUUCAAAUGAACAGUUUCUCAUUAGUGGCACAGACAACAAUGCUAUGCUUUUACCGGCAAGCUAGGCUGACAAAGGCUUGAAAGUCUUAUGGCAUUUGAGUCUUCAGCAUGAGAGCUUUUAGAAGAGAAACUGGCUGAAAGCCGCCUGCGAAGCCUUAUGUUCCCAAUGCCGAUAUGGGACUACUGUACAACAGACUAUGUGCCUCUAAAAAAUGUGUGAAACUGUUCGUUAGGCCACCAACAGUGGCCUAUGCCAAUGCAUUUCUCCAAAGUGGGCAACCAGAGCGUGUCUAUACUCAAAUUGAAAAACUCCGCAGUCCUCAGAAUUUAGUAGGAUUGCUAGCCUCGAUUAAAUCAUCGGGAACAACCUAGAAGACAGAUAAUCUUUCGCAGAUGGGUAUUGUUUGAGGCAACUGUCGAUAACGAAGGGCUUGGUGCCCAUUAAGUGCUAGGGUUUCUUCGCGAGUUGUGAAAUCAAAAAAAGAUGUAAAAGACUUCUCCUCUUUGCGGCGGAUAA
Chondrus crispus (carragheen) is the source of this 1985-nucleotide messenger RNA. RefSeq lists its product as hypothetical. NCBI's taxonomy places the organism in Eukaryota, Rhodophyta, Florideophyceae, Gigartinales, Gigartinaceae. Bases 1 to 1191 code for a protein of 396 amino acids. The record is from RefSeq and is a predicted model, not a curated record. The transcript is spliced from 2 exons.